GAUUCUUCCUUCAAAAAACAAUUCAAAUGUUGUAAAAAUGUUACGAAAGAUUUCUAAACUUAGUUUUAACAAUGGCAGCAAGACCAUCUUGCAGUCUUGUCAUCGACAGCUGCACAAAAUGCCAGAACAUUUGCAACAAGUGGAGACCGAAAAGGAUCCCGAAUUCUCAUCGAUGAUCAUGUUCUACUACCACAAGGCCGCACAGCUGCUGGAGAAGGAACUGAAUCGCCAGAUGGAUGUCUACACGUACAUGACACCCGAUCAGAAGUCGCAGCGAGUGGAGGGCAUCCUGCAGAUGAUUGGGUCUGUGAACACAGCUCUAGAGGUGAAUAUGAGCAUCAAGCGGCAGAAUGCGUACGAAGUGAUUACAGGGUAUCGCGCGCAUCAUUCGCUGCAUCGCUUGCCACUCAAGGGAGGCAUUCGAUAUGCCACGGAUGUGACAGGCAGCGAAGUAAAGGCCCUGGCCGCCAUCAUGACCUUCAAGUGCGCCUGCGUGAACAUUCCUUUUGGUGGCUCCAAGGGCGGGAUAUGCAUUGAUCCCAAGCGAUAUUCCUCCGAUGAGCUGCAGAACAUCACGCGACAAUACACCAUGGAGCUGCUCAAGCGGAACAUGAUUGGUCCUGGCGUGGAUGUCCCCGCGCCAGAUGUGAAUACCAGCGGCCGGGAGAUGGCCUGGAUGGAGGAUCAGUAUAGCAAGACCUUCGGCUUCAAGGACAUCAAUGCCAAGGCCAUUGUGACGGGUAAACCCCUGCACAAUGGCGGCGUUGGAGGACGUGAGUCAGCCACGGGACGUGGCGUCUGGAAAUCUGCAGAUAUCUUUCUGCAAGACAAGGAGUGGAUGGAUCAAUUGGGCUGGCAGAGGGGUUGGCAGGACAAACGGAUUGUCAUUCAGGGUUUCGGGAAUGUGGGCUCCUUUGCUGCCAAGUUCGCCCACGAAGCGGGUGGAAAAAUUGUGGGCAUCAAGGAGUGGGAUGUUUCCAUCACAAAUCCCGAUGGCAUCGACAUUGAAGAUCUUUUGGCUUAUAAAACCCAAAACGACAGCAUCAAAGGUUAUCCCAAAGCACAGGAAUCGAAGGAGGAUCUGCUGAUUGCCGAUUGUGAUAUUUUGAUACCCUGUGCCACACAAAAGGUCAUCACCAGCGAGAAUGCCAAGGAUAUCAAAGCAAAGUUCAUACUGGAAGGUGCCAAUGGGCCUACGACUCCAGCAGCCGAGACAAUUCUCAUCGAUCGUGGGGUACUCAUCCUGCCCGAUAUGUUCUGCAAUGCGGGUGGGGUGACCGUUUCAUAUUUUGAGUAUUUGAAGAACAUUAAUCAUGUGUCCUAUGGGCGGAUGAGCGCCAAACGCAUCUCUCAGACGAUCAAUGCGCUGUUUGAUUCGAUUAAUGAGUCGCUCUGUAAUUGCGACAUCAAAUGUCCCCACAUUGAACCCAGCGAGCGUUUGAAACGCAUUCGUGAUGCCCGCGAGGAGGAUAUUGUCGAUGCUGCGCUGCAAACUGUCAUGGAAAUGUCCGCUUUGGGCAUCAAGAAGACUGCCAUUAAAUUUAAUGUACAAAAAGAUCUACGUACGGCUGCCUAUAUCUGGUCCACGCUGAAGAUUUUCCGCGUGAUGGAUGGUUCGGGCAUUUGGUAGGAAAAUCAAAGCACUUGUCGAUAAGAAAUACCAAAUAAAAGUUAAAUUCAAGC
Drosophila subobscura is the source of this 1683-nucleotide messenger RNA. Its product is annotated as glutamate dehydrogenase, mitochondrial-like. Gene Ontology annotation, molecular function: L-glutamate dehydrogenase (NAD+) activity. The transcript is spliced from 3 exons. Gene Ontology annotation, cellular component: mitochondrion. The coding region runs from base 38 to 1630 and encodes 530 amino acids. Lineage: Eukaryota; Metazoa; Arthropoda; Insecta; Diptera; Drosophilidae. The record is from RefSeq and is a predicted model, not a curated record. Gene Ontology annotation, biological process: L-glutamate catabolic process.